Molecule: messenger RNA, 2552 nt
Organism: Falco peregrinus (peregrine falcon)
Lineage: Eukaryota; Metazoa; Chordata; Aves; Falconiformes; Falconidae
Exons: 3
Coding region: 1329-2552 (407 amino acids)
Source: RefSeq, a predicted model, not a curated record
GGCGGCAGCGCUGAGGCAUGGAGGGCGCUGUGGGGGCUUGGGCCGGGGGCGAGAGGGGCAGCGCUGCCCCCCCGCCUGGCCUCCGCAGGGACGACCACUGCUGCAACAGCCCCUUCUUUGCAGAGCUGAAGCUGAUGUUCAUGGACAGAUGUAACCUCCAAUGUCAUCAGCUGCGUCACUUGUAAAUGCCAUGGCACCUUCCCAGAGCUGGGAUGAACAAAGUCUCUUUCCUGGUAACGGGCUGUCAUUGCCCCAGGGUUUCCACCUGCUGCCGCAGCCAUGCUCUCUGAGCCCACACAGCUCCCAUCUUCCCACCACUUCUACUGUGCUCACAGAGCUGUGGGUGGCAGCAGUCAUUAGCUAUUUGAUUUGGACCCAUUCCUCAAAGAACUUCAGAAAAAAAAAUAAAAUUUGUGACUCCUUUAGAGUGUGUUUCAGUUUUUAGAGCUGGGUUGCCUGCUGGGACCCUGGACUGGAAAUUAGGAAAUCUGGGACCAUUUCCCAAUAUUUCCCAGGCUUACUCAGUGAAUCUGGACACUUUACUUAACCAGUCAGUUCACAAUCUGUGAAUUAAGUAACUUCUACCAUCAUUCUUCAUAUUGUCUGGUCUGCUCAGGGUGGAAAGGGGCUGAGACAUUCCUUUGUUAUUACCUUACACAGCCUACAGAGAGAGCAGCGAAGCCCUGAGCUUGGCCAGAGUCUCCAGCUGCUUCAGAAAUAGUCACUGGGCAUAAAAUGGACACGUUUUCCUUCCAGACAGCGCCAGGCUGAGGGCAGAGAAGUGAAGUGUUUUCCUCUAGCUGAAAAUAGGAGAUGGUGUGUGUUUUGGGCCGUCCUUGCUUUGUCUUCCCAGUGUUUGUUCCUCUGUGAAUGUCUUCUGGGAGCAGCUGAUGGCUGGUGUGGAUGCAAUUGCUUCUGACCGGACUGUUCAUCAGCUCUUGGAGCAAAUGUCUUUGUUUUGCUGCAGAAGAGGAAGAGGCCCAGCAGCCUGGAGCACUUGAUAUUGUGCGUUAUGCAAAUGGCUGUGCGUCAGAGGCAGGGCUGCCUGCUCUGCUGCUGCCUGCUCAGGCGAGAGGCCCUGCGGAGGGCUUCCCGUGGGAGCAGAGAACAGAGGAACUCUUGUUCCAGCUCUUGCUGGUGCUGCUUCCAGCACAGUUGCCCGCUUGCUGGGCUGGGCCAGCAGCAGCAAUGCCCGUGGGAAUGGUCUAUGUCCCGUGGUUCUGUCCUUUGCUUCUGUAUUUAUCUCAGCUGGCUGAAAAGGACACGUUAGUCCGUGGCUCCAAAUGAAGGUACUUGUUACAGGGGAUUAAUAAACGGUAACCUCAGAGAUGCUAACCCUGCUGUUAUUAGGGAUCUUUGGGAGCCUCAGUGAUUUUCAUCCCAUGGCUAAAUGUUUCUUCUCCCAGGAGGCCGGAGCAAUUGCAGAGCCAGAGCCCUGUGCCACGUCCCGACACUGGGGCAGGCUGCCGCGGUCCUUGCAGCCACUCUCUGUCAGCGGGGCAGCUUUUUGGGGAGAAAACAUCACUCCGUGCUCAGGAAAGCCUUGCCUUGGCCCAGCUGAGGGGGUCUCCGUGCCGGCUCCACGUGGCAUUUUGUCGGCCUGCCUCUGCUGGGUGGUGUUGGUUCCCCAAGCACGGUCGCACCCUUGCCGAGACAGGCGAUGCUGGGAGGGGCCCGGGGCUGGCACCUUGGGUGGCCCAAGGCCACGCAGUCGGGCCAGUCUUCGGCCAAGCGUGGGGCUUCCAACGGGCCAGCAUCCUGCCACCACCACACUGAGUCACCGUGUCCGCUGCUCCGCCCCGGAGCAGGGAACCGGAUCAAUAGGGCAUUCACGUAGUUCGGCCCCGAGGGCCCGCUCCCCCUGCGCUCUCAGCCGUGCCGGGGCUGUAAACGCCGGUGCUUCCGCCAGGGCUCCUUCCCCCGGGACGCUCGGCCGCCAGCCCGUGUCCGCCGGUGCGGGCAGGGGAAGCGGAAGCCGUGGGAAGCGCCGGGCGGGCCGAACCACUGAGCGAGGCGGGGGGGGGGGGGGGGGAAGGGGGAAGCGGCCUGUACCACUGCUGCUGUGCCCUGGCGGGGAGGGGGGAUGUGGUGGGUUGCUGCCGUGGAAGGGUCCGCGCGCACGUGCGGCCGGAGGGCUGGUCCAAGUGCGCUGGAGCGGCGAGGGGGGACCGGGGUGUACCAAGAUGGCUGGGGACAGUAGGGCGGCGCGGUUCGCUUCGUGCCGCGGUCGCAGCCGGGGGCGGGCAAGUGGGGCAGGGCGAGCCGCCCCCGGGUUCUUGGGCCGUAUUAGGAAGGGCCAUACCAAUGCCCAAGGGGGGAAAGAGGGCUAUACCAAUGCUGCCUCCCUCGCGGGGGUGCGUGGGGAUGUCGAAGGCCUGUUUCAACAGCGCCGGGAUGGAGGAAGCCGUUCCCCGCAGCGCGGUCAGGACCCGGCUGCUCGCACGGCAAGCCGCGGCAGUGCGGAGCGAGGCCGCCCCAACGCUUCUCACGCCGCGGUCGGCAUACCCCCAGCACCCCCGCUGCUCUGCGGGUGGACACGCCCGGCGCGUUAA